AUGAAGUCUUACUCUUUCGAAAUUGGUCCUGAACAACCUAAUGGUGGACGCAUUAGACGCAGUACUAACGCUGUCGAUGGACUUAUCCGAGGCCCCGACAAGAAUGUCCAUACCCUUUACGACGUACUCCAGUAUGCAGUCAAAAAAUAUGGCGAUGCCGAUGCAUUUGGCUACCGCAAACUCGAAGCAGUGGUCGAAGAAGAAAAACAGGUUACCAAGUUUAUCGACGGUGUCGAAACCAAGGAAACCAAGAUCUGGAAGUACUUCCAAUACUCCGGAUACUACUACAUGUCCUACAAGGAAGCCUCUCGCAAAGCCCACGAUAUCGGUGCUGGUCUCUACUAUCUUGGCAUGAGAGAAAAAUCCAAAAUUGAGAUCUUUGCUCCCACAAGUCUCAAUUGGAUCGUUGCUUCCCAUAGUGCUUUUACCCAAAACAUGUCUAUCGUUACUGCCUACGACACCCUGGGUGAAGAGGGCUUGUUGCACUCUAUGAACGAAACCGAAGUCGAGGCCAUCUACACCUCGACCGAACUCUUGGGUACUGUUGCCAAGGUUGCCGUCAAGUGCCCUACACUCAAGAUCAUUAUGUACAGCGGCGAGGCUACUCCUGAAGCCAUCGAGAAAGCCAAGGUCGGCAACGUCGAGCAAGUUCUUUCGAUGGACGAAAUUGCUGCCUAUGGUCGUGCAAACCCUAGAGAAGCUCGUGAACCUGAACCCGAAGAUAUCUGCUGUAUCAUGUACACUUCCGGAAGUACUGGUAACCCAAAGGGUGUCAUUCUGUCUCACAAGAACAUUGCCUCUGCUGUUGGCUCUACACACGAGCAAUUGCAUAGUUAUGUCUCUCCUCGCGAUAGUAUGAUGGCCUACCUUCCUCUUGCCCACGUAUUCGAGUUUGUUACCGAGCACGCCUGUAUCUUCUGGGGUGUCACUCUUGGUUACGGCUCUCCUCGAACUCUGACCGACGCCUCUGUCCGCAACUGCAAGGGCGACAUCAAGGAAUUCCGUCCCACUCUCAUGACCGGUGUUCCGGCUGUCUGGGAAUCGAUUCGCAAAGGUGUGCUUGCCAAGAUCAACGAGUCAUCGCCCAAUGUCCAAAAGGUGUUCUACAAGGCAUUUGCUGCCAAAGCCUGGUUGCAGGAGCACCACUACCCCACAUACCUCCUCGACACUGCCGUCUUCAACAAGAUCAAGGAUCAGGUCGGUGGUCGCCUCAGAGUCGCCAUCUCUGGCGGUGCGCCCAUGUCUAUUGAGACCCAGCGAUUCCUGUCGGUCACCGUGUGCCCUGUCUUGGCCGGCUACGGUAUGACCGAGAGCUGCAGUAUGACUACCCUGAUGGUCCCUGAGCUCUAUAGCGUUGGCAAUGUCGGUGGUCCUCAACCCUGCGCCGAAAUCAAGCUUGUCGAUGUGCCUGAUGCUGGAUACCUUUCGAGCAACUCCCCUAAGCCCCAGGGUGAGGUCUGGAUGCGUGGCCCUAGUGUGACAAAGGGUUACUGGAAGCGUGAGGAUGCAACCCGAGAGGCAUUUAGUGACGACGGAUGGUUGAUGACUGGUGAUAUUGGAGAGUGGAACGAGGAUGGCAGUCUGAGUGUGAUCGAUCGCAAGAAGAAUCUGGUCAAGCUCAGUAACGGCGAGUACAUUGCUCUCGAGAAGAUGGAGUCGAUCUACAAGAGUUGUCUCUAUAUUGGAAACAUUUGUGUCUGUGCUGAUUCUUUGCUUCCUCGUGCCAUUGCGCUGGUCGUACCACUCGAGCCUGCGAUCCGUAAGAUGGCCAGACAAAAGGGCGUGGAAACCAAUGACUGGGAGGAAUUGUGUACAAACGAAGUCGUCAAGAAGGCCGUCCUGUCUGCACUGAAUGCCCAGGCCAAGAGCGGAGGUCUCAAGGGUGCCGAGUUGCUGUUUGACAUUCACAUUGUCAGCGAUGAGUGGACUAUCGAAUCUGGUCUGUUGACUGCCGCACAGAAGCUGAAGAGACAGGAUAUUGGCAAGAGAUAUAAGGCUGAGAUUGAUGAAGUCAAUUCCAAGCAGAUCAAGUAA
Messenger RNA from Phycomyces blakesleeanus NRRL 1555(-), 2034 nucleotides. RefSeq lists its product as hypothetical. The record is from RefSeq and is a predicted model, not a curated record. The transcript has 3 exons. Gene Ontology annotation, biological process: long-chain fatty acid metabolic process; long-chain fatty-acyl-CoA metabolic process. The coding region runs from base 1 to 2034 and encodes 677 amino acids. Gene Ontology annotation, cellular component: endoplasmic reticulum; lipid droplet; plasma membrane. Gene Ontology annotation, molecular function: long-chain fatty acid-CoA ligase activity. NCBI's taxonomy places the organism in Eukaryota, Fungi, Mucoromycota, Mucoromycetes, Mucorales, Phycomycetaceae.